Molecule: messenger RNA, 1301 nt
Organism: Setaria italica (foxtail millet)
Lineage: Eukaryota; Viridiplantae; Streptophyta; Magnoliopsida; Poales; Poaceae
Product: peroxisomal membrane protein PEX14
Exons: 9
Coding region: 95-910 (271 amino acids)
Biological process (GO): protein import into peroxisome matrix, docking
Cellular component (GO): peroxisomal membrane; peroxisomal importomer complex
Molecular function (GO): signaling receptor binding
Source: RefSeq, a predicted model, not a curated record
GUCUUCCUCCCGUCAGCUGCUGUCCGAUCUUAUCCCCACCUGCCGCUUGCUGCCGGGUAACUGGGCUGCUGGGGGAAGGUCGCCGACGGCAUCGAUGGCAGAUUUGUCUACGAUUGCGGAUGGAGAUGUGACCGAAGAAGCGAAGGGGCAGGAGGCAGACCAAGGAAGCUCUGAAGGUAGUCAUGGUACUACUUUGCAAGACACAAUGGAGCGGGACAUAAGAAAAGGAAAGGCAGCUCUUGAAUCCACCGAACUGAUGAGGGAGGAUCUGGUUCAGAGUGCUGUUAGUUUUCUGAAACAUCCAAAAGUAGUAACCUCUUCGGAUGGGCAGAGGCGAUCUUUCCUUGAAAAUAAAGGACUCACUGUGGAUGAAAUAGAUGAAGCAUUUCGACAGUUACAAAGCCCAUCUUCUAAUUCUUUGAGCGCAAAUACGUGCACGUCUCAAGGGGUAUCUAAUCAUUCAUGUAGGAUUACUCAGCAGGAAACUGAAGUUGGCACGAAGUGUAUGGAUGGUUCAGAGAGGGUUGAACCUGAGACAGAACCUGUGGCCCCUGUGGUGCCUUGUCAUCCAAAAUCAUAUAUGGAGAUCAUGGAAAUGAUACAAAGGGGUGAGCGGCCAGAUGAUAUCCAGGAUAUUAAUGAUGACCCUCCAAACCCUGAUCAACCAAUCUCGGAACCCCGUAUGGCACCGAAACCCAAGCCAUGGGAAAAGCAAGGUCAAGAAAGUUUGGCCUGGGAUUUGAAAUCACCAUCAAGUGUCUCCAGUGACUUGAGAUCAGAGGUUCAACAUGAUAUUACCAACAAGGCUGUGGAGUCAGCCGACGGCUCCAACCAUGGGGACUCGCUGGUGCAAGCAGAAGUAGAUGCGGGCUUGGAAUCUCCCACAGAUGAUGCUGCCUCCUUGAAGUAGCAACUACAAAAUCUCACGGUGGUAUAAUGAAAUGUGGUAGGGGGGAAAUGUCUCAGCCUACAGGUAGCAAAAAAAAAAAAAAAAACAGAGAAGAUAGAAAGAAAGAAAAAGCUUCGGCCUAUAGAUGGCUAAAGAUGCAUCAAAUCUCAGUACCACACUGUGUCCUUUAGCCAUCUAUAGGCCGAAGCUUUUUCAUGAGAUAUUAUGCAGUUCUCAUGAGCAAUUUGAGUUGGGUUUACAAAUCAACGUACUUUUCAAACGGGCAAGUACAGAACUUGAUCCAUUUUCUUUCUGAUGGAACAGUUUGUCGAUGCAAUCUGUAUGUGACUGUCGUUCUGAUGCACAUUAUAGUGUAUUGAUACAUGAGAAAAUCAACACUCAUUCUCGAAAA